This is a messenger RNA of Ixodes scapularis (black-legged tick), 658 nucleotides long. RefSeq lists its product as uncharacterized. NCBI's taxonomy places the organism in Eukaryota, Metazoa, Arthropoda, Arachnida, Ixodida, Ixodidae. The transcript has 2 exons. The record is from RefSeq and is a predicted model, not a curated record. The annotation marks the transcript as partial.
GUACACACCAGUCAAGAUCAAAGUCGGCCCAGUGGUCUACCUCGCCGCCAAAGUACAGUCUCUAAAGCUGUCUGCUGUAUACGUGCAGAUAUUUCACAACAACCAGUCUGGCGAGGAGGGUAAGGCGUACAUAUCGGAGCAAGUAGAACACGAAGACGAGUAUACGUGGUCCGUCACCAAGGGGGCUGAUCUCACCGUUAAAGCCAAGUUCAGUAUAAACGUGCCACUAAUUUAUCAGUUCUCGACAGAAUUUUCGACAACACUCAAGACAAGCUCUGGAUCCACCAGGGUGGAAACACGUACUACGCGACAACUGAUUAAACAAGAUAUAAAAAUACCCCCCGGAGCCAAUAUCGAAGCCAAGUGGUACGUCAACGAAGCACAAGUGGUGGUGCCAUGGGUAGCCGACAUCUUGAUGGAGGGAUACGUUGCAGCAUUAUUUGAAACGCCCGACAUGAAACUAACAUGGGGGUACUUAAACGUGCAAGAGUUCGAACACGACCACCUAACAAAAUACGAGGAAGGCGUCACGUUUCAGGCAUUGGGGCUGUUCCAAGCGAACGUAGCACAGAGCUACCACCUCUCUACCACCGAGAGAAAAAUAGCGCAGCGCACCACAAGCAUGGCCAAAUAUACUUUUGAGCAAGAAACCUCAUGA